Carica papaya (papaya) is the source of this 2338-nucleotide messenger RNA. RefSeq names its product long-chain acyl-CoA synthetase 2 (gene LACS2). Gene Ontology annotation, molecular function: long-chain fatty acid-CoA ligase activity. The record is from RefSeq and is a predicted model, not a curated record. NCBI's taxonomy places the organism in Eukaryota, Viridiplantae, Streptophyta, Magnoliopsida, Brassicales, Caricaceae. Gene Ontology annotation, cellular component: endoplasmic reticulum; membrane. Gene Ontology annotation, biological process: fatty acid metabolic process; cutin biosynthetic process; wax biosynthetic process.
AUAUAUAUAUAUAUCUAUGAUCUAUGUCUAUAUGUUAGUGUAGUAACUCUUCAUUGCUGGAAGCUGAGCAGUGUGUGUGAGGUUUAAAAGUGAGGAUAAUGUCGGCGUCAGCUGCAUACACAGUUAAGGUUGAGGAGGGAAGGCCGGCCACGGAGGAGAAACCGGCGGCGGGGCCGGUUUACAGGUGCAUUUAUGCUAAAGAUGGUCUCUUGGAGCUGCCUGCUGGAAUGGAAUCUCCAUGGCAGUUUUUCAGUGAAUCAGUCAAAAGGAACCCAAAUAACCAGAUGCUAGGUCGACGUCAAGCCAACGAUUCAAAGCAAGUUGGACCUUACGUGUGGAUGACAUAUCAAGAAGUUUACGACAAUGUUAUUCGGAUCGGGUCAGCCAUUAGAAGUCGUGGCGUGAAUCCUGGAGAUCGAUGUGGGAUAUACGGACCCAAUUGCCCUCAAUGGAUCAUGACAAUGGAGGCUUGCAAUAGUCAAUCCAUAACAUAUGUACCACUAUAUGAUACCCUCGGUGCUAACGCGGUGGAAUUCAUCAUUAAUCAUGCUGAAAUUUCUCUCGUCUUCGUUCAAGAGAAAAAAAUUCCCUCCAUUCUAUCCUCCUUGACUAAGUGUUCUUCCUAUUUAAAAACUAUCGUGAGCUUUACAAGUAUCUCUAGCGCAGAGAAGAAGGAAGCUGAAGAACAUGGAGUAACCCUUUUUUCUUGGGAUGAGUUUUCUCAGCUGGGAAAUUUGGAAUGUGAACUUCCUCCUAAAAAAAAGACUGAUAUCUGCACAAUAAUGUACACUAGUGGAACAACAGGAGAGCCUAAAGGUGUAAUCUUGAAAAAUGCUGCUGUCAUGGCCGAAGUUCUAUCUAUAGACCAAAUGCUUUUCGUCACAGAUAGAGUGUGUACAGAAGAAGAUACAUACUUCUCUUUCCUUCCUCUGGCUCAUAUCUAUGAUCAGAUUAUGGAGACUUACUUCAUGUACAAGGGUUCCUCAAUAGGGUUUUGGCGUGGGGAUGUUCGAUACUUAAUGGACGAUCUUCAGGAACUGAAACCAACUGUACUUUGCGCUGUUCCAAGAGUUUAUGAUCGUAUAUAUGAUGGUGUGAAUGGGAAAAUUUCAGCAGCAGGUUUGCUGCAGAGAAAACUGUAUGAAUAUGCAUAUAGAUACAAAUUUCAAAAUAUGAAAAAUGGAUUACCACAUGAUAAAGCUUCACCAUUUUUCGACAGGCUUGUCUUUGACAAGAUAAAACAAGCAUUAGGAGGACGAGUGCAAAUCCUUUUAUCGGGUGCAGCUCCGUUGUCAAGACAAGUGGAGGAGUUCUUGAGAGUCAUCUCAUGCUCUAAUUUGUCACAGGGAUAUGGUCUCACAGAAAGUUGUGGUGGAUCCUUUGCAUCUAUAGCCAAUGUAUUAUCCAUGGUUGGAACUGUUGGAGUUCCCAUGACCACCAUCGAAGCAAGGCUCGAGUCAGUGCUAGAAAUGGGAUAUGAUGCACUUUCCAGCACGCCACGAGGAGAAAUAUGCUUGAGGGGAAACACCAUCUUCUCAGGUUACCACAAGCAACAAGAUUUAACUGAUGAAGUCCUUAUAGAUGGCUGGUUUCAUACAGGUGAUAUCGGAGAAUGGCAGCCUGAUGGAUCAAUGAAAAUCAUUGACAGAAAAAAGAACAUAUUUAAGCUUUCUCAGGGUGAAUACAUUGCUGUGGAGAACAUUGAAAACAAGUACUCAAGAUGCCCUUUCGUCACAUCUAUCUGGGUGUACGGAAAUAGCUUUGAAUCGUUUCUGGUUGCUGUUGUAGUCCCUGAUCAAAGAUCACUUGAAGAUUGGGCAGUAGACAAUAAACAGGUUGUUGAUUUCAAAGUCUUAUGCGAAAAUUUGAAGGCCAGGAAACACAUCUUGGAUGAGCUUAAUAACACUGGUCGUGAACAGAAUCUAAGAGGUUUUGAGAUGUUAAAAGCUGUACAUUUGGAACCAAUUCCAUUUGACAUAGACAGGGAUUUGAUCACUCCAACAUUUAAAUUGAAGAGGCCUCAACUGCUUAAAUAUUACAAGGAUCACAUUGAUCAACUAUACAGAGAAGCCAAGGGAUUGAAGGCAUGAAGACAGGUCAAGAAGACUAACUUAUACUGAUAUAUAUAUAUAUAUACACACAUAUAUACAAGUUUCUGUCCUUUUCGAAGAAAAUAACUUUGUAUUCCUGUUUCAUCUUGUUUGAGAAUCUACAAAGUGAAAAUUUGUAGAAUUCACGAAAAGUUACGUGUAUGUUAAUCUUCAUAAAGUAGUAUGUAAAUACCAUUGGAGUUUCUCUUUCAAAAUUUGAAGAGGAUGCAGAUGUUUGCCAUCUACCA